AUGGAGGAGAGCGACACCGCCGCCGCCAAAGAAUGGGUUGCCACUGAAGGGGAGAAGGACAUUCUGCAGCGACUCAACGGCAAUGAUCCUGCACAACAACUCCGACAGGUGCAAACGCGAGCCCACUUCGGAAGGGACCUGGUGCGGGUGCUGCUUCACGCUCUCGAAGAGGAGCUCUCCUCCUCGGCGCCGGACCAGGCUUUGCCUCUGCCGCUCAAGUUGGUGGUGGCCAACGCGCUGCAGGACCACAUCCGCACGCGCUGGCACGAACCGACCAUGCCUGCCGAGGACAAGCAGGCCAUACGCGAGGGCCUGAUGGAUGCCCUCUUUGCACCAGCGCCAGCGGCGGCCAGCGCAGGACAGGGCGCCCGAGCCGAACCUUGGCGUACCAUUCUCCAUGGUUGCGUGCAGCGAGCGUGGGAGGACGAUUGCCACGCUGCAUCGCCCUGCAAGACCUUCCUCGACCGAGCCAUGACGAUCAUCUUGAGAAGUGCAGCCUCCGUCGGCUCGGGGGGACAGACGAAGGGUAAGGAAAAGGUGGUGCACCGCCGCUCCGAGAGUGAUGCCGACUCGGUACGGCAACAGUCACCAGUCGACGGCCUCCUUCUCGAAGAAGCGCUUGCCGUUUUGUACAACCUCAACAAGCACUUCCAAUAUCGCACGGCCUUCAAUUCGGUCAAGCUCGAGAUCGUCGAGCAUGUGCUUCCCGUUUUGUUGAAGCUGUUCACAAGGCUCAUGGAGGAUAAGGCCAAGCUCGAACAACAUACCACCCACAUCCAAUAUCUGCUCAAAUCCUAUUGGGCACUCUCCCGCAUGGGCGGAAGCAUAGCGGAACAGAGCGCGGAGCAACAACGCGGGUGGAACGACCAAAUCUCUGCCCUCGUCGACGCCACCCUGCCCUUUGAACGGUGGGAUGUGUGCCCCGCGGAUGACGACCUCUCCGCAGCUCAGCUGGCUUGGUGGAAAUGCAAGCGAUACGGCUGGAUCGUAUUGACCCGAUACAUGAAUCGGAGAGCGAGAAAGCAAGCAGAUCGAUUGGGAGCCGACGAGCGUAUGCAGGCCCUGACCAAGAUCUGCCUGCGAUGCCUGCACGACUACUGUUCCAAACAGUGGAAACUCUCGCAGCCCGUCGUGGACACUCGAGCAAUGAUGCUCGAGGGUCAGGCUGAUCGGCUCAUUGACGAUCUGGUCUCCAUGUGCCAGCUCUCGCCUGUGCAUCUCCAAUUAUUCUACGAACAACCGCUUGACUACUUGCGUCAGGAAUAUGACAUGGACAAUAUGUUCUCCAAUGCCGCUUCAGUAGCAAAGAACCUGCUCAGUGAUGUGCUGCACGAUGACGUUGUCUUCGAGAAGAUUCUUGCACGGGUCGAACUUGGGCUGAGAAGUGCUGAUAUGUUGCAGAAGGAUGCGGCGCUCAGCAUUCUCGGGUACAUCUACUUCAAGGAAGAUAGCGCUGCUUCAGCAGCGCGCAUACUUGCCGAGCACGUUCUUCCCAUCGCCCGUGACCAAACAGCCGACACUCUUCUCCGUGCCAGGGCCUGUUACGCUGUCCAUGGCGUGAGUCGGGUCUUCCUCGGCAUCGCCCAUUUCACCAGCGACAUUGAGGCGGUUGUGGCUGAAGCAACGCAAGUCAUGCUGGUCUGCAUGAAAGACGAUGCCAUCACCGUGCAGUUCUAUGCAGCCAUGGCCAUCUCGCAGCUCGUGUUUGAAACGGAGAGCUCAUCGGCUUUCAUGACUGCUUUCCCCUGGAUCCUCGAGACCAUCAUCAAGAUCAUCGAGGCGGUAGGGAACGACGAGCUGAUUCCGGCGCUCAAUUCGAUCAUCUCCCAUCUGAAUCUGCAACAACUGACCCAGUACGCGGUGGUACUGUGCAAGCACCUCACGGACGCCUUCAGCAGGGUGGCGAGCCGCGCUCUGGAAGACGACAACAGUGCUAUGCUUGCCGUUGGCUGCCUCUCAGCCUUGAGCGGAGUAUUGGACUCGCUGUUCAACGUGAGACCCAAGGAGCACGACGAUUCGGUUGAGUUCCAGCAACAGGUCGCAGCAGUGACAGCACUACUUGUGCCCUGGCUACACACGCUUUUCACCGGCCCUGGCGACAACAUCGUCGAGUUUGUGGAAGAGCUCAUGCGUAUACUGUCCUAUCUCACGUUCCACGUCGUUCCCACUCCGGAAGACCUCUUCAGCUUGUUCAUACCCCUGUGCGAGCUGAUCACGAAUCAGUACGAAAUGGUCGAUUGGCUCGAUGAAUUAUCCAUGCCCAUGGGCAACUUCAUCGCCAACGGCACCGCUCAAUUCCUCAGCGAGAAAAGGUACAUCGACCACUACUACCAGGCCUGUUCUCUCGCGAGCACAUCCACAGACGAAGUCUGUCUGUCUGACCACACCGUGCUCGCCACGCAUCAGCCCGACUUCGUGAACACGAUCAUUGUUCGGGCUUAUUGCCGCAUGGUGGGUGAAUUCUUUGAGCACAGCAAAGAAUACCCGGGAUCAAUCGACGGCGAGGUGGACAGGUUCUUGCAGCUGGUGGUGCGACAGCUUCCCAGCAUCCGUCCGAUCGAGAACAAGGGUCACGUGCUCGUUUGGGGCCUGAGUGUGGUGGCCCACGCACUCUACUACAAUCCCACCAUCACCGUGCAGUGCCUUGCGCAGCACGAGCAGCUCGACCUGGUCUUCUCGCUAUUCUACGACCACUCGGACCUGGUGAUCAACCGCUUCAUGAAGAGCUCUCUUCUCGAAAAGGUGUUCGUGGCUGGCUUCUGCAGCCUUCUCUCGACCGUGCAGGAGUCAACGCCGCCGCAAGCUACUCGGAUGUGGUCUUCCCACGACGGUGAAGAGGCCUUCAGCGAGGAGCAGGAGAUGGAGGUUAGCGAUAAGGACGAAGACGGAGAAGAGACCUCAAGCAAGCGGAAGAGGGAGGACAGCGUUAGGGGGGACUCGCCCGUCUUGCCCGCCAAGAGAAAGCGAAACGACGACUCGAGACUGGCGUUGGACGAGAGCGGUGAUGCCAUGGAAUUCCUCACUGACCUCUACGAGGACGAUGCGGCCGAAAAGGACAGCUUCACUAUCGAGGAAGAGGGUAAUGGCGAAGAGGAACUAAACGCCAUGCUGCCAACUGCCGAGGGCGCCUAUUUCGAUCCCCUGGAGGACGAGGGAGGCCUGUUUGACGCUAUGGGUAGCAUUGUCGAAUCUCCCACUCCAAUGACGUCCCUCGAUGUGUUUGGCAUCUUCUACACCACAAUUCAAGAGCUCCAGACCAGAGAUCUGCACACAUACCACCUGCUCAGUGCCGCGUUGGACAGUAAAGAGCAGCAGAUGAUGGAUGGUUUCUUGCAGCUGGGUGCUGAGCGAAGACAGCGCGUCAAGUCCCUCAAGCAGAUAUGCGUGCAAGCGAUAUGCAGCUCCCCUGUGCUGUACGCCAAGGCGGAGCAGGAGGCCAACUGCCUGCCAGCUACGGUGUGGAGCGAUGUGCAGGCAUAUCGACAGGUCACCAGCCAAGCGACAGCCAAGAGGAAGGGAGGGUUCUUAUCGCCCCGUAAGCCACGUCACAAGAGCAGGGCCUCUCUUCGCUCCUCUUCGGCGAUGGAUGACGAACUCUAG
Acanthamoeba castellanii str. Neff is the source of this 3600-nucleotide messenger RNA. RefSeq lists its product as uncharacterized. Gene Ontology annotation, biological process: protein import into nucleus. Gene Ontology annotation, molecular function: small GTPase binding. The record is from RefSeq and is a predicted model, not a curated record. Lineage: Eukaryota; Discosea; Longamoebia; Acanthamoebidae. Bases 1 to 3600 code for a protein of 1199 amino acids. Gene Ontology annotation, cellular component: cytosol; nuclear envelope. The transcript is spliced from 20 exons.